Molecule: messenger RNA, 1011 nt
Organism: Drosophila albomicans
Lineage: Eukaryota; Metazoa; Arthropoda; Insecta; Diptera; Drosophilidae
Exons: 1
Coding region: 125-847 (240 amino acids)
Source: RefSeq, a predicted model, not a curated record
UCAGUUUCAUUCAACUUUCCACAGAUUACAGACCAAAAUUUUUGAUGUUUUUAAAAAAAAAAGAAUAACUUUCUUCAAAGUAUUGCUUGACACAAUAAAAUUGUUUGUAAAAAAAUUAGUUACAAUGCCAGGCAAGAAUUUCUCAGCUGUGCAACGCUUGGCACAAUCGAUCUACACCUCUCCCCGCUACUUUAGUGGCAGAUGCGUCGUGGCCAAGAAUUAUGAUUCGAUUGCCUUGCAUCACAAAUUGAACAAUCGUCGUGUAUGGCCACAGCGAGAGGAAACCUAUGCUGCCAUCCAGCUGAUGAGACAGAACCGGAGCUGGGACAAUGUGAGGAAGUUUGGCAGCGCCAUUAACCACAGCAUGUCGAUGGCCAGAAGAGGCGCAACGCCGCGACGCAACAACAUUCUGACUGCCAAAAAUGCGUCGGCCAAACGCGUUGCGAUGCUACGCGGUGAUGCGGUGAGGAAGCGAGGACCUGUUGCUAUGACUAAACAUGUCCAUAAUCGUGCGGAGGUUGUGAACUCGCUUUCCAAGGAGGCGAGCAUGAAGAAGCCUCAAUCCGAGAAGCGCAAAAAGGAGGAAGAGAAGGAUGACGGUGAUUUCAUGGAUGUGCGAUCCGUGCGUGAAACGCUCUUCGGCAUCCCGGAGACCAAUGAGGAUGACCAGGAUAAGCAACGGGAGGACGAUGCUGAACUACUGAGACGUGUCUCAAGGCAAAGCUUUACGCCUGGUUCCAAGCUGUCGCGGAAGGUGAUUGCUCCAUAUCAAACGUACAAAUCACAUCGUAAUUGCUGGGCCGAAUUUCGCCAUCGAUUGGUCUUUGGUGGAUCGAGCUAUUAUUAAUCCAUUUCUGGAUUGCUCAAUUUUUGUAUAGCGGCCUUUCAUCCAAGUCUUUUUGGUCGUAAAUUUAUACUUGAAUUAUGUUUUAAGUACAUUCAUGGAUUUGCAUGUUUCGCUAAUUGAUUCAAUUAAAAAUUUCUUUCCCAACUUCGGGUCACUUAGCCCAA